GCCGCGCGUAACCUGCGCCGCUGCCUGUCGGCGCCCUCCCCGCGGAGGUAGGGGACCUGCCGCGGGGUGAUGGAGGAGCGUGGGUCCCCUUCCUAUAGCGCCCGCAGCCCCGCCUGGGAGGAGCUGGAGUCCGGGAAGAUGGCCGGGGCCGAGUCGGGGAUGAGCGGCGCCGGGAUCCCGCCGCAGCCCCAACCCCAACCCCCGGCGGCGGCGGCGGGGCCGGCGGACGAGUCGUCGGACAGCGAAGGGGAGCACGAGGGCCCCCAGAAACUCAUCCGGAAAGUGUCCACUUCGGGCCAGAUCCGCAGCAAGACAAGUAUAAAAGAAGGAUUACUACUGAAGCAAACCAGUUCUUUUCAGAGGUGGAAAAAGCGUUAUUUCAAACUUCGAGGUCGUACCCUUUACUAUGCUAAGGAUUCAAAGUCUCUAAUAUUUGAUGAAGUUGACCUGUCAGAUGCCAGUGUAGCUGAAUCGAGCACAAAAAAUGUCAACAACAGCUUCACGAUAAUCACUCCAUUUAGGAGGCUAAUACUGUGUGCUGAGAACAGAAAAGAAAUGGAGGACUGGAUAAGCUCUCUGAAGUCUGUUCAGUCCAGAGAACACUAUGAGACCGCACAGUUUAAUGUGGAACAUUUCUCAGGGAUGCAUAACUGGUACGCCUGCUCCCAUGCCCGACCUACCUUCUGUAACGUGUGUAGAGAGAGCCUCUCUGGAGUCACUUCUCACGGCCUGUCUUGUGAAGUGUGUAAGUUCAAAGCACAUAAAAGAUGUGCUGUCCGAGCAACAAAUAACUGCAAAUGGACUACAUUAGCUUCAAUUGGAAAAGACAUCAUUGAAGAUGAAGAUGGUAUAGCUAUGCCUCACCAGUGGUUAGAGGGUAAUCUGCCCGUCAGUGCCAAAUGUGCAGUCUGUGACAAGACUUGUGGCAGUGUUUUACGCCUGCAAGAUUGGAAGUGCCUUUGGUGUAAAGCUAUGGUUCACACUGCCUGUAAAGAUCUGUAUCCUCGUAAAUGUCCGCUUGGACAAUGUAAGGUAUCGAUCAUACCGCCAACAGCACUAAACAGUAUAGACUCUGAUGGUUUCUGGAAAGCCACAUGCCCGCCAUCCUGUGCCAGUCCUCUUUUAGUUUUUGUUAACUCAAAGAGUGGAGACAAUCAGGGAGUAAAGUUUCUUCGUCGAUUCAAACAGUCGUUAAAUCCAGCUCAGGUGUUCGAUUUAAUGAAUGGAGGACCUCACUUAGGUUUGCGGUUAUUUCAGAAGUUUGACAACUUCAGGAUUCUUGUGUGUGGUGGUGAUGGAAGCGUGGGUUGGGUUUUGUCAGAAAUUGAUAAGCUCAGCUUGCACAAACAGUGUCAGUUAGGAGUGUUACCCCUUGGUACUGGAAAUGACCUUGCUCGUGUGCUUGGUUGGGGAGGAUCCUGUGAUGAUGAUACGCAACUUCCUCAGAUUUUGGAGAAACUAGAACGAGCAAGCACGAAAAUGUUAGACAGGUGGAGUAUAAUGUCAUAUGAACUGAAAUUACCAACAAAGCCUUCUAUUCUUCCAGUGACUGCAGAAGAGUCAGAGGAAUGCCAGAUAUCUGCUUAUGAGGAUUCAGUUGCUGCUCAUCUUGCAAAAAUUCUCAAUUCUGAUCAGCACUCAGUUGUCAUAUCAUCUGCCAAAAUAUUAUGUGAAACUGUAAAGGACUUUGUUGCCAAAAUAGGGAAGACUUACGAAAAACCAAUGGAAAAUGCAGAGGAAGCUGAUGCUAUGGCCAUUAAAUGCUCCGAGUUAAACGAGAAGCUAGACCUGUUGCUCCAGGCUCUUCACACCGAAGCCCAGGCUGCUCCCAUUCUCCCAGGCGUCACUCCCCCCAUUGUGGAAGAAGAAGCAGAGGAGUUUUCAAGUGAAGAAUCCUUGUCUGAAAGUAAAGAGAAAUUAGCGGAGUGUGUCUCAAAGUCUUCCACCCAGAAACUCUUCAAACCAAGGGAACAGUUAAUGCUCCGGGCGAACAGCUUGAAGAAGGCUGUGAGGCAGAUCAUUGAACAAGCAGAAAAAGUUGUGGAUGAGCAGAAUGCUCAUAGUGAAGAACAAGUGAACCAGUCUUCACUAGAAUAUAGCAAAGAAUUGGAUGAAUCCAAAGAAGAGGAAAAAGAGGAAGAUACAAAGGAACUUGAGUCCCCAUCAAUUAAAACUGCACCAAGGUCUCCAGACCGACGUACAAGCCGAGGUGUCCAUUCUCAGACAGGCUCUUUCUCUGCUCCAGCUUUGGCUGCAAGCAAGGAAAACCUCCCAGUGCUUAACACUAGGAUUAUUUGCCCAGGUUUGAGGGCUGGUCUGGCUGCUUCUAUUGCAGGAAGUUCAAUUAUUAGCAAAAUGUUGCUAGCAAACAUCGAUCCAUUUGGUGCUACGCCAUUUAUUGACCCGGAUCCAGAUUCUCUGGAGGGUUAUUCAGAAAAAUGUGUCAUGAACAACUACUUUGGAAUUGGGUUAGAUGCAAAAAUUUCACUAGAAUUUAAUAACAAGCGAGAAGAGCACCCUGAAAAAUGCAGAAGUCGGACAAAAAACAUGAUGUGGUAUGGAGUUCUUGGCACAAAAGAGCUACUACAGAGAACUUACAAGAACUUAGAACAAAAAGUUCAACUUGAGUGUGACGGACAGUACAUCCCCCUUCCAAGUCUGCAGGGCAUAGCUGUGCUAAACAUUCCCAGCUAUGCUGGUGGGACUAAUUUCUGGGGUGGAACCAAAGAAGAUGAUAUAUUUGGGGCUCCAUCAUUCGAUGAUAAAAUCUUAGAAGUUGUUGCAGUAUUUGGCAGCAUGCAGAUGGCAGUGUCAAGAGUCAUCAAACUGCAGCAUCACAGGAUAGCUCAGUGUCGGUCAGUAAAGAUCACCAUACUUGGUGAUGAAGGGGUGCCAGUGCAAGUGGAUGGAGAGGCAUGGAUCCAGCCCCCGGGAGUUAUUAAGAUUGUACAUAAAAACAGAGCUCAGAUGCUAACACGAGACAGAGCCUUUGAAAACACCCUGAAGUCUUGGGAAGACAAACAGAAGUAUGAUUCCUGUAAACCUGUCAUUCGAUCUCCCUUGUACCCUCAGCAGGCUGUGGAGUUGGCUACAGAAGAAGAAGUUGCACAGAUCCAUCUGUGCUCGCAAGCUGCAGAAGAACUUAUUACCAGGAUCUGUGAAGCAGCAAAAAUACAUGGCCUCUUGGAGCAGGAGCUUGCUCAUGCUGUUAAUGCAUGUUCACAUGCAUUAAAUAAAGCCAACCCAAGGUUUCCUGAGAGCCUUACCAGAAACACUGCCAUGGAGAUAGCUGUCAAUGUGAAAGCCCUACAUAAUGAAACUGAAUCUCUGCUAGUAGGAAGAGUUCCUUUGCAGUUAGAAGCUCCCCAUGAAGAACUGCUGUCUGAUGCUUUGCACAGUGUGGAAAUAGAGUUGAGAAAACUUGCUGAGAUCCCUUGGCUUUAUUAUGUUUUUCAACCAAAUGAUGAUGAGGAUCCCCCUCUGGAUUAUGCUAAAAGAAACAACAGAAGUACAGUGUUUCGCAUAGUGCCAAAGUUUAAGAAAGAAAAAGUUCAGAAGCAUAAGACCAGCCCUCAGCCUGUUCAAAAAUGGGGCACAGAUGAAGUUGCUGCUUGGCUGGAUCUGCUCAGUUUGGGAGAGUACAAAGAAAUCUUCAUCAGCCAUGACAUCCGAGGCUCUGAGCUUUUACAUCUGGAAAGGCGAGAUCUUAAGGACCUGGGGAUAACGAAAGUGGGUCAUAUGAAGCGAAUUCUCCAGGGAAUUAAAGAGCUCGGCAAGAACACCCCUUUGCCUGAAGUGUAAUUAUGCUGGUGCUCUCCCUAGAGAGAGAAGGGAAAGUUGCUGGAGAAGCAAAGCUGUUGCAGGCACUUAGCUCUCUUUGUAGUUUACUCUAUGGAAGAAUAAGCACUGGUGUUUGUACAGGCUAGUAUCUCUGAAUUCUUGUAUGGUGAAGAGCUUGCUGCAAGAGUACAAAAGGAUUUGUGCCAAAAAAAAAAAAAAAAAAAAAAAAAAAAAAGGAAAAGGUAGUAUAUUCUGCGAAGAUGUUUUCUUGAUGUGCAAACUUGGCCAGUUCAGAAAAGCACAUUUUGGUAAAUUGAUUGGUUUAUGGUGAACUGCACUGAUGGGAAAAUAUAAUCAAGAAGUGAUUGCUUUGCUUAACAUGCAGCUCAGUAUGCCUCUCUUUAUGCUGCAGCAAGAUACCCCUGUACAGCAUGAAGUUGUCCGGUUGCCCUUCCGAGGCGUAGCUCCGUAAAACCUCCUGUGCAGGAGACCGAGGGGUUGUGGAGGUUCAACCCACGAACCUAGCAGUGCCACAGGUACCCAGCACUCCCUGGCCACGCAGGAGGGGCAGAGAUACCUUGUGAUACCGUGAAUGCAAACUAAAAUGCAUGGUGUGCCUGCCUGAAUCGUCUGUUGUUCUGUUGCAUGACACAUCUGAUACUUUAAACACUUGAACAACUUUUAUAUCGGUUUGAAUGGGAUUUAAUUUAUUACUACUUGAGUGUCUUUUUUUUUUUUUUUUUUUUUUUUUUUUCCCCCUCCAGUUUCAGGCACUUUUCUAUUCUUCAGUGUUGUGUUAUGCCUAAAAUGUGUUCUAUGGCAAAGGAUGUGUGGGUGUGGAAACUUAGCAUUUGUGCCAUAUUCAGCAGAAUAUAUGCAUUAUAUAUGAUUGAAACACUGUAUAGUUCGAUUUUUAAAUAUACCAUGUACAGAAGGUAUAUCAGGUAACUAACUUAUGAGUAUUUUUGAAAGACCGGUACCUCACAAAAAUAUCAGUUGGCUUCCUGCACGGAACAUGAUAAAGAAUUUUCUCAUGGUGCAUUUUAAUGUAAUUAUUCUGUUAUCUUAAACAUCUGUAGCAUAUUUGAACUUUUAGGCACUAAUGGUUUUAU
This is a messenger RNA of Tyto alba (common barn owl), 4892 nucleotides long. It is a transcript of the gene DGKH, whose product is annotated as diacylglycerol kinase eta. The transcript has 31 exons. The coding region runs from base 70 to 3801 and encodes 1243 amino acids. Gene Ontology annotation, biological process: lipid phosphorylation; intracellular signal transduction; diacylglycerol metabolic process. The record is from RefSeq and is a predicted model, not a curated record. NCBI's taxonomy places the organism in Eukaryota, Metazoa, Chordata, Aves, Strigiformes, Tytonidae. Gene Ontology annotation, molecular function: ATP-dependent diacylglycerol kinase activity; protein binding.